This is a messenger RNA of Anopheles merus, 1771 nucleotides long. RefSeq lists its product as uncharacterized. The transcript is spliced from 2 exons. NCBI's taxonomy places the organism in Eukaryota, Metazoa, Arthropoda, Insecta, Diptera, Culicidae. Bases 395 to 1417 code for a protein of 340 amino acids. The record is from RefSeq and is a predicted model, not a curated record. Gene Ontology annotation, molecular function: zinc ion binding; nucleic acid binding.
UGACUUAGUUACUACUGUUAUAUCUGAGCUACACUUCUGGCAGCACUGGAGCUGUCAUACGCUAUUCCCCAUACACACCGUGGUAUGAACAACUACCUUCUAUACACACCGUGGUAUGAAUAGCUAGAUUCUAUAUACACUGCGAUCGCUUCCGCUACCGUUCUACGACACUUGAAGAGGAGAAGCCGAACUACAAGCACUACAGGACUACAAAUAUAUUUAGACAGAGAUAAAACAGUUCGGUUGUACAAUUGAUUUAAUUACGGUGCCGCCCCAUCUACAACAAUUUGGCGACGAGAAGUACGAAGCUACGUGAAUGUGCUAGGCGCAAUACACAUACAAACAAGUUGCUGCAUCGUGAAUUUGGCUGUCUACUGCGUAAUUUUACAUUACAAUGGCGUUUCCUAACCCGGUUGUCGCCGAUCCGGCAGUCGCCGGUCCCGCUUUGCCUGCUGUGAUUGGUGCUGCGGUACCAGUUACAUUUUAUUUCGAGCCAUUCAAUCCUGCUUCAUCUAAAUUUGACCGAUGGUUAAAUCGACUACAAAUUUCAUUCCGGAUUUACCACGUGCGUGAAGCCGAUAAACGCGAUUUUCUGCUACACUACAUGGGCGGCCCUACAUACGAUGUGCUGUGCAAUAAGCUGAAAAAUGCUGAGCCACAUACGAAAACGUUCGACGAGAUUGUAGCUCUACUGAAGGAACAUUACAGUCCUACUCCUUUGGAAAUACUGGAGAAUUUCAAGUUCGCGAGCCGUAAACAGCUAGAGCAAGAAACUCUAAGCGAUUACCUGAUGCAUUUGGAGAAGCUCGCCCAAACAUGCAAUUUCGGGGACUACAUGGACAAGGCCCUCCGGAACCAGUUCGUUUUUGGCAUCCAGAACCGUGUGAUACAGUCUCGAUUGCUGGAAGUGCGCGACUUAACCUUGACAAAGGCAAAGGAGAUCGCAUUCGGAAUGGAAAUGUCUCAUCGUGGAACCGAUGAAAUGCACAACUCACGUCAAAAAAGUGAGGUUCAGUACAUCGAGCAUGGAGCAAACAAAACUAAAAAAAAUUUCCAGUCAUCGAGCCAAGCCAGUUCCAGUCAAAGUUCCGGUCGCCUGUCGAACAAGCAGAAUGGUGGAAAUAAACGAUGUUAUCGUUGCGGGGAUCCUGACCACUACGCAGACAAAUGCAAACAUAAAACUACGAUCUGCAAAUACUGCAAGAAAGAGGGGCACCUUGAGAGGAUGUGUCUCACCAAGACCAACGAGAAGGGGACGGAUGACGCACAUCACCUGGAGGAGCAGCCGUGUGUUAUGAAGGAUGUGUUACACCUGAACGCGAUCCAAGGUAUUGCUGGGUCAGCGGACUUGCCGGUGGACCAAAGGUUGCGUCGUUCUCUGCGGACCAUCAAGCCUCCGCAUAGGCUCAACCUAUAACAACGAAUUCUAUUUUGCUCGGAAGAGCUGUUAUAUCUGAGCUACACUUCUGGCAGCACUGGAGCUGUCAUACGCUAUUCCCCAUACACACCGUGGUAUGAACAACUACCUUCUAUACACACCGUGGUAUGAAUAGCUAGAUUCUAUAUACACUGCGAUCGCUUCCGCUACCGUUCUACGACACUUGAAGAGGAGAAGCCGAACUACAAGCACUACAGGACUACAAAUAUAUUUAGACAGAGAUAAAACAGUUCGGUUGUACAAUUGAUUUAAUUACAGUGCCGCCCCAUCUACAACAACUACUAAUGCAUCGCAGGGAGUAUAUUAAAGUAAACGGUGUCAAUUUUCGAUAAC